AUGAUGAGCGCGGCAUCUUUCGCGAACCCCAUCGGCGGUCGCCCACCUCAAUACCGUACUCCGUCUCCUCCGUUACGCGCCGUCGAGCCCAUCACUCCAUCAACAACCACAGACUUCUCCUCCCUUUGGGCUGCUCGCGGACCUCCCAGAGCAGCCAGUCUUGAUCACGAUCAAAGUCUGUCAAAUCACAAUCGAGAUGUUACGGAAAGUGGCUCGCACCAGCGGUCGGGCCAUGGCCGCUCAAAUUCGACCAUUGACACACUUGCGACGAUCGCACUCGCAACCAGCCCUACAUUCGCUCCACUACCUCCAAAUCCGCCUUCUCCGGGCCUCCGAUCUUCAAUUCCUCUAUUUCCCUCUGACUCCGCGGAUUCUGAGCGCCCAGCAAAGCGAGCCCGGUCGGCGAGAAACCGGUCACCCUACCGCCCGCGGCCAGGAGCGCCCACAGAAAAUGUCCGGCCAGCUGGAUUGGAAAGCAUGACAACCGAUGCCGAGCUUCUGCUCAACCUUGCGCGCCCGACCUUCCACGGGGCGAACUUUCCCGGAAAUCACUCCAAGAGAGUCAGCAUUGACGAGUCCUUCAAUCAAUAUGCAGAUGAUGCGAUGCAUCAACCUCGAGUUGGAUUCUCCAAUGGCGGAUACACGGACCAAGGCGAAAUGAAAGCAAGCCACGUCCCCAAUGAAAUUCCCACAUCCCGAAUGCGCUCUCGUUCUGAUGGGUCGGCCUUCAUCUCCCGCCCUGAGAUUCGAGGGAUACGUCCCACUACAAGUGCCGGUACUCUGCCACCCAUUGUGUGGGAGGACGAGCGCGAAAAUACCUCCUGGGAUCCGUCAGCGAUACCCUUCGAAGGUCUUCCGUCCACCGCGUCUCCGAUACCUCACUUUCUACACCAGACGCCCACAUUUCCGCCACCAACGGAGUCCGAUGAAAGUGACACCAACUUGGCAAGCUGUGCAGGAUGCCAUCUAGUGCGAAUUCCAGCCGAUAGCGAAGAGCAGGAUGAAGAUACGUGGAUCAACUGCGACGGAUGCAAUCGAUGGUUCCACAUUGUUUGUGCUGGUUUCAAGACGGAUCGGGAAAUUCGCACAAUUGACAAGUACAUUUGCCGGCUAUGUCGGACGACGUUUGGCCAAACCACUUUUGUGCGCAAGUCUUCCAGGGCACGCACGGCCAUUGACUACGCCGGACUCAACCAAGGCCUCGUCAAGGCUGCCAGUGAUUCACUCGAGCAUCACUACCUUGAGCCCAUUCGUCAAGGCAAGAUUCGAUUCCAACCCGAAAAAUUCCCUCGAAUGAAGCCAGAGCUCGUAACGGCGGAAUACUUUGAGCGAGGAAAUGGAUGGACCGAGCCCAUUGUCAUUCCUGCCGGCUGGAACACCUCCAAACCAGUGACCCCCGAAGAGGCUACAUCCGAGAUUGAGUCCUUGGCCCAGGAAGCCUCUUCCCAGGAGAUGUUUGAUGAGCUGCUUGAGCACAUUCCGGAGCACGAACCACAAGUGGAAGAGACUAUUGACUGCGGUCAGGAUCUCCUGGGCAUGGUCAUUCCGCAAGGCCUCACCGUGCGCGCUGUGGCGGAGCUAUACGGGCCCGAUGAGAGGGUUGAGGUGAUCGAUGUCAAAUCUCAACAGGGCGAGGACAAACGAUGGAACAUGCAAAAAUGGGCUGAUUACUAUGAAAGCACGGAACCAGACAAGCCAGUCAGAAACGUCAUCAGUCUGGAGGUCUCGCAGAGCAAGUUGGGUAGACUCAUUCGCCGGCCCAAGAUUGUACGCGAUCUCGAUCUGCAAGAUGCCGUGUGGCCAGAUGAAUUAAAGGCCAUUGGAGACUAUCCCAAAGUCCAAUUCUACUGCCUGAUGUCUGUCGCCGACUGCUACACCGACUUUCACAUCGACUUCGGCGGGUCUUCCGUGUACUACCACAUCCUAAAGGGCAGCAAGACCUUCUUCUUUAUUCCACCCAAAGACAAACACCUCAAGAAAUAUGAAGAAUGGUGCAAUUCGCCCGCUCAGGACUCGAUAUUCCUUGGCAAUCAAACAAAGGAGUGCUAUCGUGUGGACCUCUCCGAGGGCGACACUAUGCUCAUCCCGUCUGGCUGGAUUCAUGCGGUGUGGACUCCGAAGAACAGCCUUGUGAUUGGCGGUAACUUCCUUACCAAACUGAACUACGGGAUGCAAAUUAAGGUGCUCAACAUUGAAAAGGACACCAAGGUCCCUAAGAAGUUCAGGUAUCCCUUCUUCCAGAAGAUACAGUGGUACACAGCUUUGAAGUAUUUGGAGGACGACCCCAUACCGCAGAAUGUGCUCGAUGCUUUCAUGCAGGAUGAAAACUAUCGUUUCCACCGCCAAUAUCCGAUCUAUUACGAAUUUGGUGAGCGUGCCAACCAAGAACCUCGGGGACACCCCCUGCACAACGCACGUUUCUAUUCACAGGCGGAGUUGGAAGGUCUUCCAGAAUUGACCAGGUACCUAUUGCGGACUGCGCUCAUUGCGGGAGGCUAUUCUGUCGAUGGAAACAUCUCUGUUGAAACCCGAAACGCCGUCAGGCGCUCCAUUCCAAAAGGAACUGGUGACCCCGUAGACAUCAUCAGAAGAUUUGGUGUCUGGGUGGCUUGGAAGCGUGGUAACGAGAGGUCUCCCUUGUGGACUCGGCCCGGUGUUAUUGAAAGCAACCCCAAGGUGUCUCUAGUGGACAAGAAGCCAGCGGGGCGUCCUAGUCGUCGGUCUGAACGCAAUGCUGACAACCAACGAACCUACGCCGAAAGGCAAGCGGUUCAAUGGCCUUCAGAAGAUAUCCCAGCAACGCCGAUUCCUCAGCAGGGCACCCAAGUGUAUUCGCAGUCCGAGGAGAGUUCAACUCCGGCUCCAUUCAACUCUACUACUCAAGAACUCGGCAUCAAAGAAUCCAUCACCCCCAAGCCCCGUGUCGUCCAACGAGGCUCGGGCCUUGGACCGAAGCGAGUGGCAUGUGACGCAUGUCGCAAACGACGCAUCCGAUGCCGGCACAAGGAUGAGCCUGGCGAUUUGGUGCUGAAUGGGCAGGUGGCAGUCAAUACCUUCACGCCCGGCUCAGGGGUGAGCACACCGUCUUCUCUCGCCCAGGAUGCGGUUUCUGCCUUGAACUCGCUGGCAGCAAUUGCGUCUCAAACUGGAUUCUCAAACAAUGGCCAUCUUGUCGACCUUGAACGUUUUGAAAGCUCUGCACGAUUCCAGUCAGCGGUCAUGGGAAACUCAACAGCGGCUGCUAAUCGUCUUAUUGAUAUAAGCCCUGACGGUGCCAAUGGUGGGAAGAAAGGGCGCAGCAAGGCGUGUGAUGAUUGUCGAAAAAGCAAGCGUCGCUGCAUUCAUGAUGAGUAUGGCCGCAUAGAUCCGAUCAAAGCCCAAGAGCGCUCCAAGCCUCGUGCAAAUGCCUCUGCGAAGCGAGCACGUCCUGCCGAAGAAGAAGAAUCUCCUGUCACGGCAAAGAAGACAAAGCAGGAGAGCACAUCACCCACAACCAAGCCAGCAGCUUUCUUCCAUCAUGGCGACGGAGACGAGCAGAUGCGACAGCCUGAGUUCAUGGAGCCUUUUGGCCCCGACCUGAAAGCAAGUUCAAGCAACUAUCUGCCUGAACAAAGCGACGCACCUCGGGAUGAAGCUUUGUAUGUCUCACCGCCCGCCUUUCAGCCUGAUCCCGUGGAUGCAAAGGAUUUGAACACCAUGCAUGUGUCUUCGUCGCAACCAAACACAUCCUUGGUAUCACCGCCCACGUCGCUGGCCGACGAGAUGGAUGGGGUCCAAGAAGGGGAAGAAGCUGUACAAUCUGUGGAAGGAGAAGCUCCUGCUGCCCUUCACACCCCGAAUUCCAGCUCUCGGCACUCGUCUCGUCAGCCACGGCAUGUUGAUCGGUUUGCGCCCGAAGCAAUCCCGACUCGAGCCCCUAAGCCUGCAGCACAUGCAAGGGCCUCCACUUUUGGCGCGCGCAAGACAACACCCCCGCCGCCGUCCUCGACAAGAAAACCUUCCUCGCGGCCCUCGUCCUCACAUGCGAAAAAGAGCUCUCCCAUGUAUGAGAAGCACUUCCAUCGUCAUGCCCCUACAUCACUAUCCCCGCGUCAGCACAAGCAUGUUCAACAUGUGACGGGGGAGGAGGAAGGGGAUGAGGAAAGUCUCCGUUUGAUACGAGAGCUCCAGGAACAAGAAUUUGGUUUACGGAAACGAUCGACACGCGUUUGA
This is a messenger RNA of Penicillium brevicompactum, 4212 nucleotides long. RefSeq names its product [Histone H3]-lysine-36 demethylase (gene jhd1). NCBI's taxonomy places the organism in Eukaryota, Fungi, Ascomycota, Eurotiomycetes, Eurotiales, Aspergillaceae. The record is from RefSeq and is a predicted model, not a curated record. Gene Ontology annotation, molecular function: histone demethylase activity; DNA-binding transcription factor activity, RNA polymerase II-specific; transcription coregulator activity. The transcript has 2 exons. The coding region runs from base 1 to 4212 and encodes 1403 amino acids. Gene Ontology annotation, biological process: regulation of transcription by RNA polymerase II; protein demethylation.